Molecule: messenger RNA, 532 nt
Organism: Ceratotherium simum simum (southern white rhinoceros)
Lineage: Eukaryota; Metazoa; Chordata; Mammalia; Perissodactyla; Rhinocerotidae
Source: RefSeq, a predicted model, not a curated record
CCUAGGUGGUCGCGUGCCCCGUUUCGACCCCACAGCCUUUGUGAAAGCGAAGGAGAAGCAGCAGAGAGACAUCAAGAUGAAGCAGCAGCAGCGGAACCGACUGGGCAGCGGAGGAAGCGGGGACGGUCCGUCCAUCUCCUGGUCUCGGCAGACCCGGCCUCCCGCUGCCGUGACCGGCCGAGGGGACGCGGCCAACCGCUCCCGGAACCGCAGCUCCUCGGUGGACAGUUUCCGCAGCCGCUGCUCGUCCGCCAGCUCCUGCAGCGAGUUGGAGGAUUUCUCGGAAUCCCUCCCGAGAGGCGCUGGCCGCCGCGGGAAGCCUCCCAGACCCCCCACCUGGAGCGGGUCCAACAGGCAGCAGAAGUCCAGCCCCGUGGAACGCGGCCGCCAUCAGAGACGCCUGGCCAGUUCGGGGGGCUGGGUCCCCAUCAAAGAGUACAGCUCCCACCACCAGGCGGCCGACAGGGCGGAACUAGACGCCGGCCUGAAGGCCCUGCAGGAGUACAUGAUCCGCCUGGACACGCGGUCGUGA